Molecule: messenger RNA, 1606 nt
Organism: Lolium rigidum
Lineage: Eukaryota; Viridiplantae; Streptophyta; Magnoliopsida; Poales; Poaceae
Product: putrescine hydroxycinnamoyltransferase 3-like
Exons: 1
Coding region: 161-1462 (433 amino acids)
Molecular function (GO): acyltransferase activity, transferring groups other than amino-acyl groups
Source: RefSeq, a predicted model, not a curated record
ACAAGCAACAAGGACACCACAUACGAGCUCGAGCUUAACCUUCGAUCGCUAGCUCUCUUGUUGCCAACUCUUUCUCAGUCUCUCGUCGCUCAUAUUUGGGUUAACGACAGACCAGCCACACCCACCUGCAAGCUCGCAAGUACCUCGACGAUCGACAGCAAUGGAGGUGAAAGUAUUGAGCUCCAAGCUCGUGAAGCCCGCCUACAAUGGCGGUGCUGCACCAGCCACCGAAUACAUCCCUCUGUCGAUCUUCGACAAGGUGACGUACCAGAUGCAGAUGGCCAUCAUCUACGCCUUUACCUCGCCGGCGCCCUCCACGGCCGCCAUUGAGAAGGGACUGGCAGCGGUGCUUGCCCAAUACCGCGCCUUCGCCGGCCAGAUCGGCGUCAACCCUGAUGAUGGCGUCCCCUCCUUCAUCCUCAACGAUCGUGGUGUGCGUGUCGUGGAGGCGUCCGUGGACGCUGACAUGGUGGACAUGGCGCCGGCCAAGCCCACGCCGGAGCUGUUGAAGCUUCAUCCGGACCUCGAGGGCGAGCUGGAGGAGGUGGUGCUGCUGCAGCUGACGCGAUUCAGGUGCGGCUCCCUCGCCAUCGGGUUCACUUCCAACCACGUCGUCGCGGACGGCCACGCCACCAGCAACUUCCUCGUCGCCUGGGGCCGCGCCACCCGGGACCUCCCCAUGGGUCCCCCGCCCGUGCACCACCACAAGGACCUCUUCAAGCCCCGGUCGUCACCUCGCGUCGAGCACGACCACCGGAGUAGAGAGUACUACAAGCCGUCGCCUACUGCCGUCGUUGGCCACCACGGCGACGGCACCGACAACAUCGUCAUCCACAAGGCGCACUUCACCAAGGACUUCAUCGCCGGGAUCCGUGCCAACGCGUCGGAGGGGCGCGGCCGGCCGUUCAGCCGGUUCGAGAUCAUCCUCGCCCAUCUCUGGCGCACCAUGACACGAGCCCGUGGCCUGGGCCCGGAGGAUACCUCGACGAUCCGGCUCUCGGUGGACGGGCGCCACCGUCUCGGCAAGCCGGCGGAGUACUUCGGCAACAUGGUGCUCUGGGCGUUCCCCCGCGCCACGGUGGGUGACCUCCUGAACCAGCCUCUGAAGCACGCCGCGCAGGUGAUCCACGACGAGGUGGCCAGGGUGGACGGCGCAUACUUCCAGUCCUUCGUCGACUUCGCCACCUCCGGCGCCGCCAAGAAGGAAGGGCUCGCGCGGAGCGCCCUGUGCAAGGACGUCCUGUGCCCGGACGUCGAGGUGGAUAGCUGGCUGACAUUCCCGUUCUACGAGCUGGACUUUGGCACCGGCAGCCCGAGCUACUUCAUGCCGUCCUACUUCCCUACCGAGGGGAUGCUCUUCCUCGCGCCGUCCUACAUCGGCGAUGGCAGCGUCGAUGCCUUUGUCCCAGUCUUCGAGCACAAUCUCCAGGCCUUCAAAGAAUGCUGCUACAACGUGGAGUAGGUGGCCAUGGCUAGGAACGGCCGGGGUCGAAGGAAAAGUGAGGCAAACAGAUUCGUUCAUUUAAUUAAGAGGGCGGUAGGAAAAGGAAUGUUGGUUACGUGUUCAGCCAGAUAGUAUAUUUUCCGUUCUUGUUGAGAAUUGCGU